AUGGAAAUCGCCUCUGAUGGGGUGUCUAACGGUGUGGCGGCGCCCACACAGACGCCCAUGGUGGAUUCGAACGCUGUGAUCCAUUACUUAGUCGAGGUGUUGCAAGUGACCUUGGGAGCUCUGAAAACUGAGCUGGAAAGUGCUGGUAGCUUGCUAUCCGAAGCUAAGUAUAGCGACACGGUACAGCGAUGUACGCGAUUUGCCUCGGAGUCUCAGGUGGCCCUCUACGUACAGAAGGAUCUCGUGGGCUCGGAGGCGACAAAUGGGACAGAUGAUGGUGAAGCAUCGUCUACCCAGUAUGUGUAUAACCUCGCUGCUGAAAUCUCUUCCUCCUCUACCACGCUCGCAUCGGUAGCCUUCAUCAAGCGUCCUGCCGCCAUCGAUCUUGCAUUUCCCAUAUCUUCUCAGAUCCAAGUGAUGAACCUUCCUGGGUUGGCAUCUCUGAAUAACCAGACCCAGCAAGGUACUUCACUAUCGCCGUAUGAGAUUCUACAUCUGCUGGUGCACCAUGGUCUGAGUCCCUACUUCGAAGCCUACGCCCGAAACCAAGAUACCAUCGGCAGCAUGAAGCCUAGAACGGACACAGAGGUGAAAACCGGUGUUCCGGGGACUAAGAAGAAGUUUGCGGAAUUGGAACUUGGACUUUUGCACCUGCAGCAGAACGUUGAGAUUCCAGCUUUGAACCUGCCGCUACAUGAGGUAGUGCAAGCCGCGCUUGUAGAGGCUGAGAGGCGACAAACCAAGCCUACUGUAGAGUUGAUCGAUUCAAGAGUACUCGAUAGUAGUGCUUUCAUCAACAGUAUACAGAACAAUGUGAAUGCUUGGAUUCGAUCUAUCCAGACCAUUACGAAAAUGUCCCGUGGUGUGGAUAGCGGAUCGGCAGCCCAGGAGAUUAAUUUCUGGUUGUCCAUGGAGACUGCACUCGAAGGAAUAGAGACCCAACUUCGUGGCGAUGGUGUUCAACUGACCAUGGACAUUUUGCGUCAUGCUAAACGAUAUCAAGCGACUCUCAGUUUUGUGGCCGAUACUGGCUUGCGGGAGGCCACCGACCUGGUCCAAAAGUACAACCAGCUAAUGCGAGACUUCCCACUAGAUGAGCUCUUGUCUGCUACCACCCUACAGAAGGUGCAAGAGUCUCUAAGUUUGAUCUUCGCCCAUCUUAACAAAAAAUUGAAGAUUUGCCCCUACCCAAUCAAACGAGCUCUUGCACUUGUCGAAGCUAUCUCGGGAGACCUAGACACUCAAAUCCAUACUUUGCUUCAUGGCAGGACAAUUUUGCACCUGGACUACCGCGAGUUCCGUUCCUUGAUGAAGACCGCGGGCGCUAUAUGGAGGACCUGGGAUGAAAACCUCAAGGACUUCACCAACGUUGCUCGGGAGUCUACGAGGCGUCGAAAUGAAAAAUUCAUCCCAAUUAAGAUCGUCGCUCGUCACGAAAAGACGCAAGAGAGAUUGAAAUACAUCAAUACAUUCCGAGUCAAUCACGAGCAGCUCCAGAAGACCAUUGUAAAUGUUCUCGGUCCGAAGAAUUCAACUUCAGGAGAAACCGCUGCCGGAGCCGGUUCCGAAGGCGCUGUAAUCGUUGAGGAGAUCGGAGAUGUCGACGCUGUCGAGGAGGUUGCCCAAGCUUACGCUGCUCUGAAGAACGUGGAUGUGCUGGAUGUGUCUCCCGAGGGCACUCAGAUGUGGAUACAGGAGGAGAUUGCAUACAAUGAGCGUACAUCCCGCGUUGAGAACUCAAUCAUUGCCCGCCUACGCGACCGUCUUGCUACUGCGAAAAAUGCCAAUGAAAUGUUUCGUGUUUUCUCGAAGUUCAAUGCACUUCUGGUGCGCCCCAAAAUUAGGGGUGCGAUUGGGGAGUACCAGACUCAACUUAUUGAGAAUGUUAAACAGGAUAUCUCGUCCCUGCAUGAACGAUUCAAGCAACAGUAUGCUCAUUCCGAGGCGCAUGCCAUGGCGCAGCUACGAGAUCUUCCUCCUGUUUCAGGCGCGAUAAUCUGGGCGCGCCAGAUCGAACGCCAGCUUGAUGGGUACAUGCGCAAAGUCGAGGAUGUGCUGGGAGAAGAUUGGCACCUACAUGCUGAAGGCCAGAAACUUCAUGCCGAGGGGGAACUCUUUCGAAAGAAGUUGGAAACAAAACCGGUUUUUGACUCAUGGUUGCAAGAUGUUCACCGACGUCAUAUCACGAUAUCCGGCCGAUUAUUUAACGUUGUGCGCAACCGCGCUGCAGGGAAUAGCUUGGAGCUUGUUGUCAACUUCGAUGCCCAAGUUAUUGCUCUGUUCAAAGAGGUCAGGAAUCUGAUUUGGCUCAAUUUCCAGGUCCCUCAUGCUGUUAGCAAUAUAUCUAAAGAAGCGAAACGUGUAUACCCCUAUGCCAUCAGCCUGAUGGAAAGCGUCCGCACGUUGCUACAAACAAAUCGUUCAAUUUUAACAAUGACAGAUGUUGCGAUGCUGCUGAACGGAUAUGUGAAUAAUGCGCAAGCCAUGAUUGUUAAAGGCAUUCCUCUCCGGUGGGAGUCAUUCGUUCAUUCUUAUGAAUUUCAUGUCAAGCAAUCGGCAUUGGCCAAUGGUGCUGUAGAGUCGGCUAUCCCAGGCAGAGGAGAAAGCAAGCAUGUCCAAUUUGUUCGAGAAUUCGCGGGAUCGGCGUCGGUUCUUCAGUCCAAGACAGCCGUUUUGGCUUCAAUACAUGAGAGUAUUCAAAAGGCUACUCAUGAGCUUAAAACAUGUCCCUACGAUGCCUCGGCUUUUAAGCAACGCCUGGAUGCCAUUCAAACUGCUGUGGAUAAAUUAAACCUGGAGAAUUACGUCAACCUUGGAUAUUGGGUUGCAAAUUUGAACCAGAAAAUCGAGUCUAUAUUGCAUGACCGCCUGCAUCGUGCAAUACGCGAGUGGAUCAGCUCUUUCCAGGAUGCGAAUGAUGAACAUUCCAAUUCACAGACGACGAGCAAUACACAGUACCUCUCGCCUGGUGAAGCAGAGAGCCCAGCCCACAAAAUUGAAUUCUCUCAGCUUGUUCAUGAGAUAUCUAUGCGAAAUCAGGUACUCCACCUGGACCCACCUUUGCAAUUUGCUCGAGCGAGCUGGUUCUCGCAAUUCGAUAGUUGGUUGGGUGUUGUCCAAUUGUCUGAAUCAUGCUUCGCAAACCUCCCACAGAAUUGCACAAAUGAGCUUAGUCGGGUGUAUAAUGCGGUCGAGACUAGACUGAAGGAUGUAUCUGAAUAUGUCGACAAGUGGUUGCAAUUCCAGUCUCUAUGGGAUCUACAGUCUGAGCAAGUUUAUGAUAUUUUGGGCGACGACUUGUCCCAAUGGCUUCAGUUACUUCAGGAAAUCCGAAAAAGCCGUGCUACGUUCGACACGUCGGAAGUGAGCCGGUCUUUUGGAAACAUUAAAAUAGACUACGAGCAGGUGCAGACGAGGGUCAAUGCUAAGUAUGACCAGUGGCAACACGAGAUUCUUUUGAAGUUCGGGUCAAAGCUUGGAGGCCGUAUGCGAGAAGUUCACUCUGAAAUUGCUUCAGCACGGCGAGAUUUGGAGGGACAAACCUUGGAAGCUGCUUCUACGGCUCACGCCGUCUCUUUCAUCACUAUAGUUCAGCAGUGUAAACGCAAGACAAAGGUCUGGGAGCCGGAGGUCGAUCUCUUCCGACAAGGACAGGCCACGUUAGCACGCCAGCGCUAUCAAUUCCCAAGUGACUGGCUUCAUGUGGAGAAUGUUGAUGGCGAAUGGGCAGCUUUGAAUGAACUACUUGCCCGCAAGAGCAAGAUAGUACAGGACCAAACUGAGGGCUUGCGCGCGAAAAUUGCGGCCGAGGACAAAGUCAUUGGCGACAAGAUCGCUGAAGUCAUUGUUCAGUGGAAUGAUGAAAAGCCUGUUUCAGGUACUAUUCCUCCAGAUGAAGCGUCCCGGACCCUAGGCUCGUUCCAAUCACGCUUGGAGUCUUUGCAGUCCGAAUAUGGGAUGGUAUCCAAGGCCAAAGAGGCGCUGGAUCUCCCAGCAAGUGCUGAGUCAUCUUUGCCCUCUAUUAUUGAAGAAGUCCAGGACUUCAUGUCAGUCUGGGCGGCAUUGUCCACAAUCUGGAAGAGCCUCAAUGACCUCAGGGACAUGCUUUGGACGAGUGUGCAACCUAGAAAACUCCGUCAGUCAAUUGAUGGUUUAAUUAAAAUGACAAAAGAAAUGCCUAGCCGAAUGCGUCAAUACGCUGCCUUCGAACAUAUCCAAAAUGUCCUGCGGCAGCUGCUGAAAGUCAACCCAUUGCUUUCUGAUAUGAAGUCUGAGGCUGUUCGGGAGAGACACUGGCAAAAGAUCUACAAAGCUCUUAAGCCAGGAAAGAGGUUUUCCCUCGUCUCCCUCAAUCUUGGAGAUGUAUGGGAUUUGCAGCUUGGGGCCAGCGAGACUGUAAUUCGCGAUAUCAUUGCUCAGGCCCAGGGUGAGAUGGCAUUGGAAGAGUUCUUGAAAUCAGUCCGUGAGACGUGGCAAAACUACUCUCUCGAUCUUGUUAACUAUCAGAACAAGUGUCGCUUGAUCCGUGGCUUCGAUGACCUGUUCGCGAAAUGUAGCGAGAACCUGAACUCUUUGCAGGCAAUGAGACAUUCACCUUACUACAAAGAGUUUGAGGAGGAUGCCUCCUCUUGGGAAGACAAGCUAAACCGAGUGCAUGUCCUUUUCGAUGUGUGGAUUGAUGUUCAGAGACAGUGGGUUUACCUUGAGGGCGUGUUUACGGGUAAUGCCGAUAUCAAACAUCUGCUUCCCCUCGAAUCAAGCCGCUUUCAAAACAUCAAUUCCGAAUUCUUCGCCGUUAUGAAGAAAGUCUACAAGUCUCCAUUCGUGCUUGAUGUGCUUGCUAUCAAUGGUGUGCAGAAGUCCCUGGAGCGACUGGCUGAGUUGCUGAAUAAGAUCCAGAAGGCGCUUGGUGAGUAUCUGGAGCGGGAGCGUAUUUCUUUCCCCCGUUUCUAUUUCGUUGGUGAUGAGGAUUUGCUGGAGAUCAUCGGCAACAGCAACGAUAUUUUCCGCGUAGCGAAGCACUUCAAGAAGAUGUUUGCUGGACUGUCAGGAGUGAUGAUGGAUGACGAGAGCAACAUAAUCGGCUUUACUUCCAAAGAAGGCGAGGAAGUCCGGCUGAAGAAAGAAGUCAAUCUCCUAAAGACCCCUAGGAUCAACGAUUGGCUUAGUGCUAUCGAGAGUAACAUGAAGUUGACGCUGGCGGAGCUUCUCGCUGAGGCAGUGCAGGAAUUUGAGCCUUUGUAUCAUGCCUCCGAGAUCGAUAGUACUGCUUUCAAUAACUACCUGACCAACUAUCCUGCUCAAAUUGUUGUUCUUGCCUGCCAGGCGGUUUGGACCAAUGCGGUGCAAAAAGCCCUGGAAAAUGGUGCUACGCUAUCUACAUUAUUUGACGCCCAGGUCCGAGUGCUUGAUUUGCUUGCCGCUACUGUUCUCGGCGAACUAGAUUCCAUAACCAGAAAGAAAUGUGAGCAUAUGAUCACAGAAUUCGUCCACCAGCGAGAUGUUAUUUCCAAGCUCAUCACUUACAAUGCUUCCACGCCGAUGCACUACUUCUGGCUCCUUCAGAUGCGCUAUGUGUAUCAACCUGAAGGUGACUUCCUCCAACGACUUUAUGUCCACAUGGCCAACGCGAAGCUGAACUACGGGUUUGAGUAUCUCGGUGUUCCUGAACGACUUGUUCGCACGCCUCUUACCGAUCGUUGUUUCUUGACACUCACCCAAGCUCUGUGCCAAAGACUGGGUGGCUCACCUUAUGGCCCAGCUGGUACAGGGAAAACAGAAUCAGUAAAAGCUUUGGGUCUUCAGCUUGGACGUUUCACUCUUGUCUUUUGUUGCGAUGAUACAUUCGACUAUCAAGCUAUGGGCCGAAUCUUCCUUGGAAUUUGUCAAGUUGGGGCGUGGGGUUGUUUUGAUGAAUUCAAUCGUUUGGAAGAAAGAAUUUUGUCUGCAGUCUCCCAGCAGAUUCAGAACAUCCAAAUUGGGUUGAAGAACGGCGAGAGUGACGAGAAGGCCCAGAUUGAGCUUGUUGGGAGGAGGUUGAGUGUUAGCCCUAAUACCGGAAUCUUUAUCACCAUGAACCCGGGUUAUGCAGGCCGUUCAAACUUGCCUGAUAACUUGAAGAAACUUUUCAGAAGUGUUGCGAUGUCCAAGCCGGACAAGGAAUUGAUUGCAGAGGUCAUGCUGUUCUCGCAAGGUUUCAAGCAAGCCAAACGCUUGUCAACGCAGACAGUGCCCUUCUUCGACCACUGCUCUUCACAAUUGACAAAACAAGCACACUAUGAUUUCGGUCUACGUGCUCUCAAGAGUGUCUUGGUUAGUUCAGGCGGCCUUAAAAGAGCCCGUAUUGCCAACGCACAAGGGGAACUUGGCCCAGAUGAAAUUGUUGAGCCUCAGAUUAUUGUCCAAAGCCUUCGGGAAACGAUUGCUCCUAAAUUAGUACGAGAAGACGUUGAUAAGAUGCUAGAGAUCCAGGCAGAAGACUUUGCGGGCGUAGAGUACGUACCAGCAAAUUAUGAGAAGCUUACAGCGGCUAUCCGUGAGAUUGCUCAGGAGCAGCAUUACGUCGACAGUGAAAUGUGGAUUACCAAGGCUCUGCAGCUUUAUCAGAUCCAGAGUAUCCAUCAUGGUGUCAUGAUGGUCGGCAAGUCAGGUUCCGGCAAAUCGACCGCUUGGAAGAUACUUCUCCAAGCCUUGCAGCGAAUUGAAGGAGUUGAAGGCGUUUCCCAUAUUAUCGAUUCCAAGGUCAUGUCCAAGGAAGCACUGUAUGGCAGCCUUGAUAGCACCACAAGGGAGUGGACAGACGGGCUGUUCACGGGUAUCCUGCGGAAAAUUGUUGAUAAUCUUCGAGGAGAAGAUUCCAAGCGACACUGGAUUGUGUUUGACGGUGACGUUGAUCCCGAGUGGGUUGAAAACCUGAACAGUGUUCUUGACGACAACAAGCUCUUGACCCUCCCCAAUGGUGAACGUCUGAACCUGCCCCCGAAUGUCCGGAUUAUGUUUGAAGUCGAGAGUCUCAAGUACGCUACACUGGCAACAGUUAGUCGUUGUGGUAUGGUCUGGUUCAAUAGUGACACUGUCACGCCCUCUAUGAUGAUUUCCAACUACGUCGAGUCUCUCAGGACACAAACCUUCGAAGAUUUGGAUGACGAUAGUACUCCUGCAGGCCAAGCCGCGGCCAAAUCACAGGACGCACAGGAAAUGGUGUCUGAGACUCUCAAAUAUCUUCUCCAGACUGACGAACUCGUACUCAGGUCCCUUGAGGAGGCGAAGAAAUACAAUCAUAUCAUGGAAUUUACGGAUAUUCGCGCCCUCAAUACCCUGUUCAGUUUGUUGAACAAAUCCUGCAGAAACGUCCUUGAGUACAAUAUCCAGCACAUCGAUUUCCCACUGGACUCGGAACAAAUCGAAUCAUACAUCUCCAAAAAGCUGCUUCUUGCGCUUGUCUGGUCAUUUACAGGUGACUGCACAUUGGGAGACCGCCAGUCAUUUGGCCAGUUCGUGUCUGCUUUAACAACAACCGACCUGCCGCCCGACAGUGUGUCAUCUCUCAUCGACUAUGACAUUACUCUUCCAAGAUCCGAAUGGACAAGCUGGCAAUCGCAGGUUCCUUCUAUUGAGAUCAAUACCCAUUCCAUCACACAGACCGAUGUUGUGAUCCCCACAGUGGACACUGUCCGCCAUGAAGAUGUUCUGUACUCUUGGCUUGCAGAGCAUAAACCACUCCUGCUAUGCGGUCCUCCGGGUUCUGGUAAAACCAUGACCUUGUUUGCUGCUCUUCGGAAACUUCCGAAUAUGGAGGUUGUCGGCCUCAACUUCUCUAGCGCCACUACGCCUGACCUCCUGAUCAAAACUUUUGAACAGUACUGCGAGUACAAGAAGACAUUGAACGGCGUGGUCAUGUCCCCGAACCAGAUCGGUCGCUGGCUAGUAAUUUUCUGCGAUGAAAUCAACCUUCCUGCCCCCGAUCGAUAUGGAACCCAGCGCGCCAUUUCUUUCUUGCGCCAACUUGUUGAGCAAAACGGUUUCUGGAGGACUUCAGAUAAGACAUGGGUUACUUUAGAUCGCAUCCAAUUUGUCGGUGCUUGUAAUCCUCCCACAGACGCCGGACGAACGCCAAUGGGCGAGAGAUUUUUGCGCCACUCUCCUUUGAUCAUGGUAGACUACCCUGGAGAGCUCUCGCUUACGCAGAUCUAUGGAACGUUCAAUUCCGCCGUCCUGAAGAUUCUUCCCUUGCUGCGUGGUUAUUCCGAAGCCCUCACUAAAGCUAUGGUGCGAUUCUACCUGGAGUCUCAAACCAGAUUUACCGCCAAGAUCCAACCUCAUUACGUCUACUCUCCCCGUGAGCUUACCAGAUGGGUCCGCGGUGUAUACGAAGCUAUCAAACCUCUUGAGAGUCUCUCUGUUGAGGGCUUGGUCCGAAUCUGGACACACGAGGCUUUGCGUCUCUUCCAGGAUCGACUCGUAACGGAAGAAGAAAGGAACUGGACUGGCGAUGCGGUUCAGCGCAUUGCACUUGAACACUUCCCAACUAUUGACGAGGAGCAGGCUCUAAAGGGUCCAAUCCUGUUCUCCAACUGGUUGUCUAAGCACUAUGUGCCUGUGGAGCAAGAGAAACUACGUGACUUCGUAAAAGCCCGUCUAAAAACAUUCUGCGAAGAAGAAGUUGACGUCCCUCUUGUAUUGUUCAACGAUGUUCUGGAGCAUGCUCUGCGUAUCGAUCGUGUUUUCCGCCAACCCCAAGGCCAUCUCAUCCUCAUUGGUGUUAGUGGCAGUGGUAAAACCACGUUAUCUCGUUUCGUUGCCUGGAUGAACGGCUUGAAGAUCUUCCAGAUCAAGGUGCACGGAAAAUAUUCUUCAGAGGACUUCGAUGAUGAUCUUAGGACCGUUCUUCGUCGGGCUGGAUGCAGAGGUGAGAAGAUCUGUUUCAUUAUGGACGAAUCAAAUGUCCUUGAUUCGGGUUUCCUCGAACGUAUGAAUACCCUCCUAGCGAAUGCUGAGGUACCUGGUCUAUUCGAGGGGGAUGAGUUCUCAUCCCUUAUGACUGCAUGUAAGGAAGGUGCUCAGCGUCAGGGUCUUCUCCUCGAUACCCAAGAGGAACUGUAUAAGUGGUUCACGCAACAGAUCGUCAAGAACUUGCAUGUUGUCUUCACAAUGAACCCUCCUGAGGAAGGACUGUCAUCGAAGGCCGCCACCAGUCCUGCUUUGUUCAAUAGAUGCGUUCUCAACUGGAUGGGUGAUUGGUCCGACCAGGCCCUUUUCCAGGUCGGCUCUGAAUUAACGCAAUCAAUUGAUCUGGAUAAAGCAAACUUUGUCGCCCCCGAUAGCAUCCCGGUGGCAUAUCGGGAGCUGAGCCUUCCGGCAUCUCAUAGAGAGACGGUCGUGAAUUCGAUGGUUUAUAUCCAUUACUCUUUGCAGAGGUUCAACCAGCGCCUCCAGAAACAACAAGGUAAAACGACAUAUCUAACACCCCGUCACUAUCUUGAUUUUGUUGCCCAUUACGUGAGGCUUUUCAAUGAAAAACGCGAGGAUCUAGAGGAGCAACAGAGACACUUGAACGUCGGUCUUGAGAAGUUGAGGGAUACUGUGGACAAGGUCAGCGACCUGCGUGCUAGUCUCGCACAGAAGAAAACGCAACUGGAAAAGAAAGACACGGAGGCGAAUGAGAAACUCCAACGCAUGGUCGCUGAUCAGCGAGAAGCUGAACAACGCAAGGCUGUAUCCCUCGAAGUGCAAGCGGCCCUCGAAAAGCAGGAAAAGGAAGUAGCUAGCCGGAAGGAAGUUGUGCUCAAUGAUCUUGCUCGUGCCGAACCGGCAGUUUUGGAAGCACAAAAGAGUGUGAGCAAUAUCAAGCGCCAACAUCUCACGGAAGUCCGAUCCAUGGGCAAUCCUCCAGCUAGUGUUCGUCUUGCACUGGAAGCUGUCUGCACUCUGCUUGGUCACAGGGUCGAUAGUUGGAAAACCAUCCAAGGCAUCGUACGAAAGGAUGACUUCAUUGCUAGCAUUGUGAAUUAUGACAACGAGCGACAGAUGACGAGAAACCACCGAAUCAAGAUGCAAAACGAAUUUCUCUCGAAGGAAGACUUUACCUACGAGCGCGUGAACAGGGCAAGCAAAGCAUGUGGACCCUUGGUUCAGUGGGUCGAGGCCCAAGUGAACUAUUCGGAAAUCUUGGAUCGCGUCGGGCCUUUGCGUGAGGAAGUUGACCAACUUGAAGAGCAAGCCUUGCAGACAAAGGCAGAGGCCCAGGCGAUCGAAAACACCAUCCAAAGCCUCGAAAGUAGUAUCGCCACCUACAAGGCCGAGUACGCUGCUCUCAUUAGCGAAACCCAGGCCAUCAAAACGGAAAUGUCGAGGGUCCAGUUCAAGGUCGACAGAAGUGUUCGUUUGCUUGACAGCUUGUCAUCUGAACGCACAAGAUGGGAAGAGGGCAGCAAAUCCUUUGAAACCCAAAUCAACACUCUUGUCGGCGACGUCCUGAUCGCUGCUGCGUUCCUUGCUUACGCCGGUCUCUACGACCAGCAAUUCCGAAAAGCUAUGGUUGAUGAUUGGGUCAAUCAGCUGGUUCAAUCUGGAAUUACAUUUAAGCCACAUAACCCUAUAACAGAGUACUUGUCAAAUGCUGAUGAGCGUCUGACAUGGCAAGAUCAUUCUCUUCCGGUCGAUGACCUUUGCACGGAGAACGCUAUAAUUCUGAAGAGAUACAACAGAUAUCCUUUGAUCAUUGAUCCUUCCGGCCGUGUUACAGAAUUCCUGCAAAAGGAAAGCACAGAGAGGAAGCUCACAGUCACCAGUUUUUUGGACGAUUCAUUUGUCAAGCAACUGGAGAGUGCCCUGCGUUUCGGAAACCCAAUCCUUAUUCAAGACGCUGAGCAUCUUGACCCCAUUCUCAGUCAUGUCCUCAAUAAAGAAUAUCAGAAAACUGGUGGACGUGUUCUCAUCCAGCUUGGCAAGCAAGAAAUUGACUUCUCGCCAUCAUUCAAGCUCUUCCUGUCAACCCGGGAUCCGUCGGCAUCUUUCCCGCCAGAUAUUUGCAGUAGAACGACCUUUGUUAACUUCACGGUCACGCAGAGCAGCUUACAGACUCAGUCACUCAAUGAGGUCUUGAAAUUCGAGCGGCCCGAUGUGGACGCGCGACGUACCGACUUGGUGAAACUGCAAGGAGAAUUCAAAAUCCAUCUCCGUCAGCUUGAAAAGAAACUUUUGCAAGCAUUGAAUGAGUCCCGUGGCAACAUUCUGGAUGAUGACAACGUUAUCGAGACUCUGGAAACGCUGAAAAAGGAGGCGGCAGAAAUUUCGAAGAAAAUGGUCGAGACUGAAGGAGUUAUGACAGAAGUAGAAAACAUUACCCUCAAUUACAGCAUCAUUGCUCGCUCUUGCAGUGCUGUGUUCGCCGUGCUGGAACAGCUACACCAUAUCAAUCACUUCUACCAGUUCUCUCUUCAGUACUUUGUCGACAUAUUCAGCUCGGUUCUUUACCAGAACAAGCGCCUUGCCCAGGAGAAGGAACAUUCCGCCCGAGUACAAAUCAUCCUUCGUGAUCUCUUUGUAACAACCUACCAGCGGACUUCAUUGGGAUUGAUCCAGAAGGAUCGUAUCACACUGGCCAUGCUCCUUGCGCAAGCCUCCCCUUACCCCAUGGACAAGAACAUCAUUGAUACUAUUCUCGAUGAAUCAGUGGAAGGGGCGGAUUUGUCGACAUCCCCCAAACUCAAGGGCCAGGUGAUGAACAAGAUCUCCAGCAUGUCACUAUUCAAGUCGCAUUUCCCAGCAGUACCCCAAGAGCAAUGGGAUCGAUUCGUGUCUGAAGAACUAGCAGAAAGUUGCGUCCCCACUCUCUGGGAGGAAGAUGUAGAACCGCUUAACCGGCUACUGCGGUCAUUACUCCUUGUCAAACUAUGCAGACUGGAUCGGUUCGUACCAACUGCGGAGCGCUUCAUCGAAGCCGUAUUUGGUCGCGAAUUGUUUGAAGGCAGUUCUGAUUUGAAGGACAUUGUUGAGCAAGUCACUGCAACUACCCCCAUUGCACUCAGCUCUAGUCCUGGUUUCGAUGCCAGCUAUAAGGUCGAUGCUCUGGUUGAGCGCAUGCAAGCCAAAUGUGCAAACUUGGCAAUGGGCUCCAAUGAAGGUCUAGAGACUGCUGACAAGGCCAUCAGCAGUGCUGCGACUGCAGGAACCUGGGUGUUGGUGAAAAACGUGCACUUGGCACCGUCAUGGCUGCAAAGCCUUGAGAAGAGGCUCGACUCCCUAAAACCUCAUAAAGACUUCAGGCUUUUCCUUGCGAUGGAGUCAAGCCCCAAGAUCCCAGUCAAUCUCAUCCGUGCUUCACGCGUACUCAUGUACGAGCAGCCUGCUGGUGUGCGCGCGAACAUGAAGGACUCUCUAUCUUCUCUAUCUGUACGGGCUAGUAAAAGUCCAGUUGAGAAGGCGCGCGUGUAUCUUUUGCUCUGCUUCCUGCACGCCGUUCUCCAAGAACGACUACGAUAUGCACCCAACCUUGGCUGGAAGGGCUUCUGGGAGUUUAAUGAUAGUGAUUACGAGUGUUGUGCCUUCAUUAUCGAUCACUGGGUCGAUGCUAUUGCCCAAGGACGGUCCAACGUGGCGCCUCAGAAGCUUCCAUGGGACAUGCUGCGCACUCUCGUCACCGAGAUGUAUGGCGGUAAAGUCGAUGAUAUUGGUGACUUUAAGCAAUUAGAAAUCUUAGUCCAAAGCUUCCUCACUCCAGCUGCUUUCGAGGACGAAUAUAAGCUUGUUUCGGGCGUUGAGAACGACGAAUUUUUGACGCUUCCGGGGCAGACUGGCAUCCGGGACUUUGUUGAAUGGGUGAACCGACUGCCUGAGCGAGAACCACCAACUUAUCUUGGCCUCCCAGCCAACGCAGAGAAGUUACUACUGGUCGGACAUGGCAAGAAGAUGAUAUCCGACCUGGCCAAGGUGACAACGUUGUUGGAUGAAGGUGAACAGUUGAUGAUUGAUGCUUAA
Aspergillus tanneri is the source of this 12978-nucleotide messenger RNA. RefSeq names its product dynein heavy chain. Gene Ontology annotation, molecular function: dynein intermediate chain binding; ATP binding; minus-end-directed microtubule motor activity. The record is from RefSeq and is a predicted model, not a curated record. Gene Ontology annotation, biological process: microtubule-based movement. NCBI's taxonomy places the organism in Eukaryota, Fungi, Ascomycota, Eurotiomycetes, Eurotiales, Aspergillaceae. The coding region runs from base 1 to 12978 and encodes 4325 amino acids. The transcript has 4 exons. Gene Ontology annotation, cellular component: dynein complex.